AUGAAUCCAGAAACAAAUCGAUUGACGUUUGAAAACGAAAAAGAAAAAUCAACUCUCACUACAAGCAAAGAUCGCAAUACUUCCUGUACAAAUAUUGAAGAGAAGCGUAGACUAGAGAAGCAUAGACGAGAGUGGCGACACGAACAAAAACUAGGUAGAGAACAUAAACGAUUAAAAAAACAAAAAAUUUUGGAAUACAAAAUUAAACGCGCACAAGAGUUGAAACUUUCUAAAGAAAAAUCCUCGUGCCCUGAAAAAGGAUAUAAACCAAUAUUCGGAGAAAUAAACAAGGCUACAAACGAAGUGGAAGAAUGGCGAGUUAUCUAUAGAAAUAAAGGACAAUCAAGUACAGCUGCAACCACGGCCACAAGUAUAGCUGCUGCUGCUACAGCAACAACGCAUUCCAAACCUAUAAGUCAACAAGUUUUAACAAAUCAAAGGAAACGACCGAGGAUAUCCACAAGCCCUACAACUGCUUUGAGUAAUCAAAGAAAUAGACAGCGCAGUGUGCUUGAAGACGCCCAUGAAACAUAUAAUAUUACUGAAAGCUCAGCUGCACUAAAGAUAUUAACCGAAUCUGCACAAAGAGUAGCAGUUGUACAAGAACAAAUGGUAGUAAUUAUGAAAGGACCACAUCAGAAAAAAUGCGUCUACAACUACUUGAAAAAAUAUAUAAAAUUGUAA
Monomorium pharaonis (pharaoh ant) is the source of this 684-nucleotide messenger RNA. RefSeq lists its product as uncharacterized. The transcript has a single exon. The coding region runs from base 1 to 684 and encodes 227 amino acids. The record is from RefSeq and is a predicted model, not a curated record. Lineage: Eukaryota; Metazoa; Arthropoda; Insecta; Hymenoptera; Formicidae.